Messenger RNA from Dreissena polymorpha, 7764 nucleotides. Its product is annotated as protein dopey-1-like. Gene Ontology annotation, biological process: Golgi to endosome transport. NCBI's taxonomy places the organism in Eukaryota, Metazoa, Mollusca, Bivalvia, Myida, Dreissenidae. Gene Ontology annotation, cellular component: trans-Golgi network; endosome. The record is from RefSeq and is a predicted model, not a curated record.
AUGAGUGCCCUGUCGAUCCUUGCCGAGGAGUGUGAAUUACUCAAUGACAGCAAGUACCGUUCCUACAUCACCCAGGUCGAGAAAGCACUCAAGAGUUUUGACUCGACGAGUGAAUGGGCAGAUCUGAUAUCAGCACUUGGAAAACUUAAUAAGGUGUUGCUAGCCCAUGUGCGGUACCCUGUGAUUCCCAAGCGGGUGACUAUAGGCAAGAGACUGGCCCAGUGUCUGCAUCCCGCCCUUCCCAGCGGUGUACACAUGAAGGCCCUGGAGACGUAUGACAUCAUCUUCAAAUGCAUAGGCACCGACCGGCUUGCCCAGGACCUGUUCAUCUACAGCGCAGGACUGUUCCCGCUGCUCAGUUACUCUGCCAUGAAUGUGAAGCCGGUGCUGCUCCUGAUAUAUGAGCACCACUUUGUGACGCUGCGGCGCAGGAUCAAACCCGGCCUCAAUGGACUGCUACUGGGCCUGUUACCAGGUCUCGAGGAAGGCUCAGAGUUCUAUGACCAGACUGAUGCCCUGUUGCUAGACUUCUGUGAGUGCACAGACCCCCCAUACUUCUACACCUGUCUCUGGGAGUGCGUACACAGCUGUCCGUCCGUCCGUCUGGCGGCCAUCACCUUCCUCAUGGCCCACUACAACAAGAAGCAGACCAUGGAGGACCAGCUGCACAUGGUCGGCCUCAACAUCAGCCUCACGAUUGAGGCGCUGUGCAGUGCAGUACAGGACAGCAGUGUGCUGGUACAGAGAAGUAUGCUGGACUUCCUGUUGGUGGCCUUCCCCCUGCACAACCGCCAACUGACCCACGCGGACAUGGCGCGUGUUGUCCUGGCAACCAUCACUGUACUUCUCAGGAGGGACAUGUCCCUGAACAGGAGGUUCUAUGCCUGGUUGCUGGGAAGCAACACUACGCUGGUGCAAGUUCAGGAAGCAAGAUCCAAGGGAGACGUCUCAGAGUCUCCAUCAGGCGAGAUGACCUACUUUGAGCGGUAUUCCCGGGACCUCCUGGUGCAGGCAUUGAGACAGCUACUGGUGGAGAAGCCCGGGGGAUCUGACACAGUAUCUGCUCGCUCAGCCGUCCUAAAACCCUUCAGAAUCCUCAUCAGCCUGCUGGACAAACCAGAGAUCGGUCCAGUAAUCCUAGAAAGUGUGCUGCUGUCUAUAUUCAGAUGCUUGUGUAGAGAAUAUGACAUUUCUAAAUCAAGCAAAGUCUCUGCUUUUGUAAAACAAGCCUUGAAGAAAGAUGACAUCUAUUAUGAAGAACUCUUGAAAACAGCCAACCUACUGUUUGGAACUUUUGAGCCGUACUUCAUCUGGGACUAUGCCUCGAGAAAGUUCCAGGAGGCGUGUGCAGGGAGCCAUGAGGGGUUUGUGGGGAACCAGGAGGCAUGUAUAGGGAGCCAGGAUGGGUGUGCAGGGAGCCAGAGGUCCCUCAGGAAGAUAUCCGGUUCCCAGUCCAUGUCUGAGCCCCAGGAGUCAGCUGAUAUAGACGAGCUGUGUACACUGGUGGCCUAUCUGCUGGACAUCGUAUCCCUGGAGACGUUCAGUGAGACCCAGACAGAGCAUCUUCCCCACCUCCUGUGCAGUCUGAUCACAAGUCUGAGCCGCCACUGCUCCCACCUCCCGGACGCUCACAUCCUCCGUAUGCUGCGACUCUGCUCUAAGAUCCUCUCCAAGGUUCAGCCAACCAUGACCGUGUCAGGGUCACAUGACCAGUCAGCUGACACGUCAUGUGACGCCAGUAUGCUAGAGCAGGUGGAGUUAAGAGGUUCUCCAGACUCUAAGUGCCCUGUCACAGAGCCUAUGUCAGUUGAAGAAGCCUUGAAGCUGAAUGAGAAGUUAAAGAAAGAGGAACCCAGACCACCUGACUCCUCUGGCCCAAAUGAAUUCUUCCACACGCUGGUGAACGUGAAACUGCUUCAGGAGAGGUGCCAUGUUCAGUGCUACUUUGCCAGACUGGUUGAUGACCCUGACCUUACCCUGACCCCUGAUCUCUCCACCUGUGGUCUGAUAGCGUUGACAGGGUGUGAGCAGGACCGGGUACAGGCGUUCUCCACAGCCUGUCAGCUCCUGGUAGAGUUUGCCAGCUUCCCCAUGUUCAGCCAGGCUCUGCCUCCAAACUCUGAACCCAGCUCGGACGAGCCCCAGUCGCUUUCCUCGUCACACCUGUAUGCCCAGCUGGGUGCAGGACCUGGUUAUGUGUGCCUGCCAUGUAGAGACUCAUAUCUAUCACAAGCCCUUGACUUGCCAUGUAUAUUUCAGCCUGUAUGCCCAGCUGGCCUGUAUGCCCAGCUGGGUACAAGACCUGGUUAUGUGUGCCUGCCAUGUAGAGACUCAUAUCUAUCACAAGCCCUUGACUUGCCAUGUAUAUUUCAGCCUGUAUGCCCAGCUGGCUUGUAUGCCCAGCUGGGUACCAGACCUGGUUAUGUGUGCCUGCCAUGUAGAGACUCAUAUCUAUCACAAGCCCUUGACUUGCCAUGUAUUUCAGCCUGUAUGCCCAACUGGGUGCAGGACCUGGUUAUCCUGUAUGCCCAGCUGGGUACAAGACCUGGUUAUGUGUGCCUGCCAUGUAGAGACUCAUAUCUAUUACAAGCCCUUGACUUGCCAUCCUGUAUGCCCAGCUGGGUGCAGGACCUGGUGGUGUGUGCAUGCUAUGUGGACAGCUUUCCUGUACAGAGUGCAGCCAUCUCCGCACUGUUAGAUCUCAUCAUUCUCAACCAGUCCUUGCAAAGGCCGCCCUCUAGCUCUGACCUGACCAGGGAGGAUGUGAUGUCUGUACAGAUCUUGCCCACGUUGCACUUCCAGCAUCUCACCUUCCUCAUUGAGAAAACACACUUCUUCCAGACCUCAGCAGAGGUGCUCUGGGGUUACCUAGGUGAUGGUACACCUGACUGCCACCAGACUGCAGUGAAACUUCUAUACAUCCUGCACCAGGUGGCUCCCAGCACAUGGGUGUGUGAGGAUGUGAUUGGGAACCAGCUGUCACACCAUGAUGAGGUGGUGCAGAUGGAGGCGUUUGGCAGGUUCACCACUCUCUGGCAUCUCACCAGGAGCAGCAACACAGAUGUGAUCCCAGGCAAGCCUCACAGAAACUUUCACAGGUCCAUGUUUGUAUUACUUGACUGCCUCUCUGAUGAGACCAGUGCUCUCAGGGUGCUGGCCACCACCUGGCUGACCCACGUCAUACAGCAGGGCGACCUUGCCCGGGUCAUGGAGCCCAUCCUGCAGAUGUUGCUGCAUCCGGACACUUUCAGGGUGUCAGUGCAGCAUAUCAGCAUUCACGAGCCCCGCAGGGUGACCCUGUCAGAGAGCAGGGAGGACAUGGAGGCCAACAUCUAUGCCAUCAGCAACGAGGGGGGCAAUGUCAUCUACCACGUCAACUCACCAAAACUGUACACCAAGAGACACCCAGGCACGAGUGGUCACACCCGCUCACACGCCAUGACUAUCCUUGGAGAGAGAGGAACACUCACCGCAUCAGCUAGAUCAAAGUCUGAACAGGAGCUUCAUUUUGACAAAGUGGAUCCCAUCAAUCUGAGUUUGAGGAUCAACCCGUUUGGCUCUGAAAGCUCCAUCGACACUGUGGGCUGGGACAGCAUGCCUCUGCAGCCUCCAUGUGCUGGUGUGCUGAGAGCUAAACGACUGGAUAGAGAGACGUGUGUCAAGGAGGGCAUACACUUUGUAGGGAAUGAUGAAGAGACGUCAAAUGAUGUCAGUGAUGGAGAGACAGAGGAAUCCAGUGAAAGGUCUGAAAAAGCUGUGGACAUUGCUAAAGAAAUCAUUGAAGACAUACUGUUGAAUGUAAUCAAGCCAGAUCCAGUAUCUUCAUUGUCUACCAGUGACAAGGGGGAGAGUGUCAGUAAAUGGAGACCAGAGCCUAGGAAGGUUUUGCAGAGGGCAGACAGUACGACGUCCAGCAAUGUGGGGGAUCAGGACCUGCUGAGUAGAGUUCAGAAGCAGAGGGUUGACUCCCCCACCCCCAGUGAGAAGGACAUGUCCUUGUACCAGGACAUGGAGAGGGACACUACCAACAUCCACAGCCUGCAUAUGCACAUGCUGCUGUACACACAGAAAUAUGACUAUGAGCGCACGCUGUAUGCCCUAUCCACUGUGAAGGCAAUGCUGACUGCCUGUCCCCGUCUGAUGGUCACCGCCCUGGUCACCACAAACAUCAGUUCAUUAAAGGCACCUCAACUCGCUAAACUCCAGCUACUGUUGGCCAGGCACCGAACGUCUGUCUUUGGUAAAGGUUUCUAUGGUGACAUUCCAGCAGAUGUGAUGUUAACCUACAGGAGCAGUAUGUUCAUUGAAGUGCUGAUAUCUGUGUGCUUUUUCUUUGUGAGAGGAUAUUACCCGAACUUAAUGGUCUGCAAGUUGACAUGUGAUGAUCUGCUUGGCAAUAAACAGGUGCAUAUCCUUGCCACAGAGACCUUGACCUCCAUCUUGUUUCAGGUGGUGAUCAUCAUGAAAGACUCCGGGAAGAACUUUGCCUCCUACAUGAGUGACUUGUUUCAGAGAUGCAAAGUGAAGAAAGCACUUCUACACUGUGUGUUAGCUGUGAUAUACAACAGUCGGCAAAAGCAAGAUACUGAACAAAAUGUGGCUAAAUUCACUGAAGACAUUGUGCAGUUCAAUGAAGAGAAUCUGCUCCCAGCUGUGAAUGAGACAUUCUUGGUCAAGUUACUGGAGCUGCUGUCUGUGAUGAUAUCUCUGGAGGAGCCAAUCUAUCUUUAUCUGGGCCUCAAUGAUAUCAGCCCUUCCAGUUCCGGGUGUGACAGACUGAGGAUCAGCUACCAGCCGUCCCUGAACAACGUCAAGUACACUCUGGGUCAGCCUAUCGUCCAGCAGGGCAUGUUUGUGUCGGGGGUGUUGAGUGCCCUCAAGCAGGGCCACCUGUGUCACAUGCACCGACACUGGCUCACCAUCAUCACUGCCUCCCUGCCACACCUGGGCAAGCACCUGCCGGCAAUCGUGAUCGCUGUUGUCAAUCAGCUGUGUCGUAAUAUUGAGGCACUGGCUGCGUACUACGAGUCUGAAGGACAAGGAAGGCCAUCCUUGUCCAUUAUUCCCCCUAACGACUUGUUCAUGUUUGCAAGCCAUUCCUGUCCAGCCAUUCCUGUCCAGUAUAUUCCUGACCACCUGUUGUUCCUGUUUGCAUUCCAGCCCUGUCCAGUAUCCCCUUACCAUCUGUUGUUCCUGUUUGCAGGCCAUUCCUGUCCAGCCAUCCCUGUCCAGUUUCCCCCUGACCACCUGUUGUUCCUGUUUGCAGGCCAGCCCUGUCCAACCAGCCUUGUCCAGUAUCCCCCUGACCACCUGUUGUUCCUGUUUGCAGACCAGCCUUGUCCAGUAUCCCCUCGGACCACCUGUUGUUCAUGUUUGCAGUCCAGCCUUGUCCAGCCAUCCCUGUCCAGUAUCCCCCCUGACCACCUGCUCACCAUGAUGGAGUCCCUGAUGACCCUCUGCCACUACUGCCUACUGGACAAUGUGUCGCCUGUCUCAAUUGGUCAGCGUCCCCAGCUCAAUAAUCAGAACGGAGCUACUCCAGGAUCUACAAAAAAUUUCUCUAACCUCUUCAAUGUGUUUAAUCCUGUUACAAGAGAUACGAGUCCCCAGCGUGACACAGGAGUGGUCUCUCCUGUCCUGGAGGCUCGCAACAACAUCCUGUCAGUGAUGCCUCGUAUCAUGGCCUGCCUGAUCACUCUGUGGAGGGCUGUCAACAUCGUAGAUAGACGCGAUGAGGCUUCCACUGUGGUACUCGGCGCGCCUAAAGUUGUACGCCAGUAUAUACUGGAGUUUAUCAGCCCUAUAUCGCUGCCACAUGGCAUACAUCUGCUUGGAGCGAUUGCUGUAGCAUGGAAUGACAGACGAAGGAAACCACUUCCAAAGUCCACCAGAAAGGUUGCUGAGGCUCCCAGUGAUGACCAGGUGUUGUUGGUGGAGCUGGUGGGGGCCCUGCGUGUGUUGCCGCUGGAUAUGCUCAUACACACAGUCAAAGAUGUGCUGGCCAACCCACCAAACAGUGAGCUAAGCAGGAAGAGGAGUGUAUCUCUGGAAGUGAACAUGCUGCAGUUCUUCUACACGUACGUCCAGCACAGCCCCCCCGGUCAUCUGUCUGACUCCUGGUCUGCCCUCUCCACUCUGCUCAGGGAUUCCCUACAGAUCAAUCUGAAUGCACCAGGACAGUUCCUGCUUCUUAUGAUACUGAAUGAGUUUGUACAGAAGACGCCAGCGUUCACAGAGAAGCGUUCACAGCGAGAGGUUCAGGAACUUGCACAGCGCCUCCUGGAGGCCGUGUCCAACAUUGCGGGCUCCAGUCUGGAGCAGUCUACGUGGCUACGCAAGAAUUAUGCUGUGAAGCCUGGUCCCCAGCACAGUGCUGACAUCGAGGGGGAGGACACUGGCCUGCCAGACACUGGUAAGUCUUGUCCCCAGAUUAGUGUUGACAUAGAGGGGGAGGACACUGAACUGCCAGACACUGGUAUGUCUGGUCUCCAGCACAAUGCUGACAUAGAGGGAGAGGACACUGACCUGCCAGACACUGGUAAGUCUGGUCCCUGGCACAGUGCUGACAUCGAGGGUGUUGAUAUAGAGAGGGAGGACACUGGCCUGCCAGACACUGGUAAGUCUGGUUCCCAGCACAGUGCUGAUAUAGAGGGGGAGGACACUGGCCUGCCAGACACUGGUAAGUCUGGUCCUCAGCACAGUGCUGAUUUAGAGGGGAAGGACACUGGUCUGCCAGACACUGGUAAGUCUGGUUCCCAGCACAGUGCUGACAUAAAGGGGGAGGACACUGGUAAGUCUGGUCCCCAGCACAGUGCUGACAUGGAGGAGGAGGAAACUGGCCUGCCAGACACUGGAAAGUCUGGUCCCCAGCACAGUUCUGACAUCGAGGUGGAGGACACUGGCCUGCCAGACACUGGAAAGUCUGGUCCCCAGCACAGUGCUGACAUGGAGGAGGAGGAAACUGGCCUGCCAGACACUGGAAAGUCUGGUCCCCAGCACAGUUCUGACAUCGAGGGGGAGGACACUGGCCUGCCAGACACUGAGCCUGUGGCGGUGCACAAGCGUGUGGCUGACUUGGAUCCAGUGAGACUCAACUCUGUUGAGAGCAAGUACAGCGUCCAGGCACUCUCUGUACUGGCAGAGAUCACUGCCCCACUGCUGGAUGUCACAUACAGCAGUGAGGAGAAGGAAAAGGUGGCUCCAUUCCUCAUCACCCUCCUCUACAACAUCUUCCCCUACCUACGAGCUCACAGCACGUAUUACCUGCCCAGCCUGCGUGCCGCCUCCCAGUUUGUGGCAUCCAUCAGCAGUUACCAGUACACCCGCAAGGCGUGGCGUCGAGAGGCCCUGGAACUCUUGCUGGACCCAGGAUUCUUUCAGAUGGACUUGGAAAGUAUCAAAUACUGGACCACCAUCGUGGACAACCUCAUUACACAUGAUAAAACAACGUAUAAAGAUCUCAUGGCUCGCGUGUCCAUGGCACAGACUGGUUCCCUGAGUCUGUUCACGAGUAGGGAGCAGGAGAUAGACCUGAAGGCUGGUAUGCUCAAGAGACUGGCAUUCACCAUCUUCUGCAGUGAGAGCGACCAGUACCAGAAAAACAUUCCUGAAAUACAAGAGAAGCUGGCAGAAAGCCUAUGCGUGCCCGCUCCGUCUGUGAUGGCCCAGGUGUUCCUGUGUUUCCGGGUGCUCAUGCUGCGUGUCUCGCCACAGCACCUCACCUCCAUGUGGCCAACCAUCAUCACUGAGCUGAAACCAACAUAA